UGGGCUCAACGCAUGGCUGAAACCACGCCCACCGGAUGUGCAUAGAAUUUUCCCGGGAAAGCUCAGUUUGUGGACGAGCUGUGCUGAAGCUGCUGAGGAGUCAAUACACAAUGGAGAAAAUAACAGAGAAACUUCUGCUGGAGAAAGGUUCUCCAAAAACCAACAAACUGGACAAAAUCAAGACACUGAAUCUGUCCAAACUCCAACUGAAGAAUCAGGAUUUGCCCGUCAAGCUGCUCUCCGGUCUCAAGUCCCUUGAGCGAUGGGAUCUGUCUGGGAACAGAAUCCAAGAGUUUCCCAAGAACCUGGAGCUACCUGCGCUCCGCUACCUGGACCUCAGCGACAACCAGAUGGAGGAUGUUACGACUCUGGAGUCUCUAAGCGGUCUGGAGGAGCUGAAGCUGGAGGACAACCUUUAUAUCACGGUGAGUGAUAAUCACAAGCUGAUGGUCCUGUUACCCAAGCUGAGGAUGUAUAAUGGUAAAGAUGUCAGUACCAGUGCCAACCACCUACGCUUCGUCUACAGUGAGAACCUGAGGACCAGGACAAUCGCAGUUUGGGAGAAGAGCUUCUCUCUCCCGGAUCCCGUCACAGCAGAGAAGCUGUCGACCCUGGAGAAGAACUUUGUCAAUGCCGCCCGACAGCAGGUUAAAUACGGACCCAGCUCAGUCUCUGACUUCACCAAAUGGAGGGUGGAGAUUAUAGCUAAAGAGUACCUUCUCUCUCUGGUGGAACCAAAGAAAGAGCCGGAGAGCAACGAGAACACUGAGACAAAAGACAACUGUGAAAUCUCAACUCCUACCAAGAGGAAACAAUCUCCAGUAGCGGACGCCAACAUUCGACUGACGCCUCGCAAGAAGCUGCGUUCAGAUCUCCCAGAAUCCCCGGUCCCAGUCAGUCCUCGCAAAACUGCCCUCCGCCUCAAAUCUCAGCCGCUAACCGACAGCGUCCGGAUGAGCCCCCGCAAGACCGAGCCGCCUCCCGUUACCCCCACCAGAGGUCGGCCGAGGAAGGACGCGCCCAAGAGGGCUCCUAAAAAAGAUGACACGGCUCAGAUUGAACAGGAGGAAAAUAUCAAAAGAAAAUUUUCUACUGCCACAAGGCUGCCAAAAUACGUGAUGCCGAUAGUGAAGAGCUGUAGCAAGCCGUUGCGUCUGAAGCCUCUCCACGUGCUCCAGUGUCACAGUAAACAGGACAACUCAGACGACUUCUCCACUCAGCUGUGGGCCUGUGCUUUCCAGCCGCUGCCAGAUUCCACAGAUGAUUCUGCUGGAAGCCGCCUGGUUGCAACCUGCGGAGGAGACUCAGUCUGUGUGAUUGACUGUGAAACGGGGAUGGUGAUGAAGAAGUAUAAAGUUUCCGGAGAGGAGUUCUUCUCGUUGGCCUGGUCCACGGUGUUGAUGUCCCGGGGAGGGGGGGCCCCGGCGCAGCACUGCAGCAUCCUGGCGGCCGGUGGAAAGCGAGGACUGGUCAAACUGAUCCACCCCAGAAACAACGUGGCCUAUGGGGAGUUCAGAGCCAGCCGCAAGGCGCUGUCCGUCCUCCGCUUCAACCACCAGCAGGGAAACUUCCUCUUCACCGGAUCUUAUGACAACAAGAUCGUGAUGUGGGACAUCGGGGGAGUGGACAGCCAGUACAACUACAAAGUUGUUCAGCUGAUGCUGUUGGAAACCAGCGCCACCCCCCUGCACAUCUGCCUCCCGCCCACGUCGCCCAGCACUCACCUGCUCACGGCCUGCGAGGACGGCCUGCACUGCUUCAACACACAACUCGGUAACAACAGCACCACCAAGAGUAGGUCCAAGGAGAUGGAGAUAACUUUCCCCAUUUAUAAGAAGGAAGACAAAGAUCAUGACUACCACACCGUUGAUGGCCUGAGUUUCCUUGCUAACGACAUAGUUGCCUCUAAGAACCACCUGCACGGUUCUAUUUACUUGUGGAGCUGGAGCAAGACAAAGGCUCAGCGGCCGGACAAGAAGAACAGGACGGUGUGUGCUGUGGUUCUGGCUGAGCUGCAGUGGGCCAACACAGAGAUUCCUUACCUGGCUCUCAACACCUGCCCCGGACAAGUCUACGUAGUGUGUGGUGACGACAAAGGACGACUGUGGACGUACCACAUCACCGACCUCCAGAACAACCGGUUCCAGAGCGGGAAACCCAUUCAGCCCACUGAGGUGUUGGACUGGCCGACACCGGUGAAGAAGGGUCAGAGCCAAGUGGAGGGCCCCUCCAUCAACAGUGUAGCAAUGGACCCUGAGCUACGCUACCUGGUGGCCCUCAGCGACAAGAACAUGGUGAUAGUGUGGAAAAGAGACGAGUGCUCCUGAGGAGAACAGUCGUGUGACUUUUACUCCUGAAGGGAAAUCAUACAAGUGAUUAGAGUUUCUGAACCGAGGAGAGAACAGUAGAGAAUGUACCAAAUGUUGGUAUAUGUGAGAGUACGUCCGAUACAGAACUGAUAAUGUGAUGGAACGUUACGAUGUCUGUCACUGGAUGUUUCUCCAGGAUCUGGUUUCUUAGUAAUUUCCCUCCGUUUGUAUGAGGAAGGUCAUGUUGACCCUGCUGCUGCAGUCACAUCCGUCAGAGCCAAAAAAACACCAGAUAGUUUAAAGUUAUACAAUAACAAUUAUCUGUAUUUUCUAUUUGAAAAAUAUCUCAUUCUACACACACUGUCAAUUUAUACUGAAAAGUCACAACUGGAGGCGAUAGUUGAGUAAAGUAGGGAAAAGAGAUAUGGAUUGUCGGUGUGUGACAAAUCAUCAAUACAUUUUUAUGAAAGUACAAAUCCCCUAAAGUCCAACCUCAAUAAAUAUGAUAUGCAUAUAUUAAAAAACCCACAAAUUCUUGGUCUAAUGUCCCUUGAACGUGUGGUUUUAUUUGAGUCCUUUCUCAGUUUCACGUCAUGGUUUCAGUUUAGUUUUAAUGAAGUGGUUCCGUGAACAGUCGUGUGACUUUUACUCCUGAAGGGAAAUCAUACAAGUGAUUAGAGUUUCUGUACCGGGGAGAGAACAGUAGAGAAUGUACCAAAUGUUGGUAUAUGUGAGAGUACGUCCGAUACAGAACUGAUAAUGUGAUGGAACGUUACGAUGUCUGUUACUGGAUGUUUCUCCAGGAUCUGGUUUCUUAGUAAUUUCCCUCCGUUUGUAUGAGGAAGGUCAUGUUGACCUUGCUGCUGCAGUUACAUCCGUCAGAGCCAAAAAAACACCAGAUAGUUUAAAGUUAUACAAUAACAAUUAUCUGUAUUUUCUAUUUGAAAAAUAUCUCAUUCUACUCACACUGUCAAUUUAUACUUAAAUAGUCACAACUGAAGCUGAUAGUUGAGUAAAGUAGGGAAAAGAGGAAAUAUGGAUUGUCGGUAUGUGACAAAUCAUCAAUACAUUUUUAUGAAAGUACAAAUCCCCUAAAGUCCAACCUCAAAAAAUAUGAUAUGCAUAUAUUCAACAAACCACAAAUUCUUGGUCUAAUGUCCCUUGAACGUGUGGUUUUAUUUGAGUCCUUUGCUCAGUUUCACGUCACGGUUUCAGUUUGGUUUUAAUGAAGUGGCUCCGUGUUAAUUAUUACUCUACUCAGUUGUAAUGAGAAGCUGCUGACACUGGUACUUUGUUGUUCUUUUACUUAAUGAGUAAACCUGAACAUGGUCCUUUUCACCACUGUCAACAUGUGGUCAAAUUACCGAGAGAUGGCUGAGAUAUCUGUCCAGCAGCUGUUUUCAGUCUUACAUACAAUUUCUGCAUUUUUUAUUAUAUUUUCUUCUUUCAUGUACAUAUUUAUUUUUAAAUCUGCACAUGUAUGGAACUGUUUAAAGACCAGCCUUGGACCUGUCUGUGUAAUGGCGCCUUGUAAUGUGCUGAGAUGUUCAGGAAUGCAAACACAGCAGUGUCGGCUGCUCUGUAAGGACAAAGUGAAGAUGCAUCUGGAAAGUGACUUCAGCGUGAGAACAGCGUGUUCCUUCCUGUGUAUUUACAGAGAUCCCAACCCACAGUUUUAUCCCACACUAGUUUACUGAGCCUGAUUAUUUGUACCAGCUUUGUACAUUGACCUUAUUCAUUUAAUUAAAAAAAGACUUUGAAAAGAA
Messenger RNA from Pleuronectes platessa (European plaice), 4075 nucleotides. RefSeq names its product leucine-rich repeats and WD repeat domain containing 1 (gene lrwd1). The transcript has 16 exons. Gene Ontology annotation, cellular component: nuclear origin of replication recognition complex. Gene Ontology annotation, biological process: chromatin organization; establishment of protein localization to chromatin. Bases 36 to 2327 code for a protein of 763 amino acids. NCBI's taxonomy places the organism in Eukaryota, Metazoa, Chordata, Actinopteri, Pleuronectiformes, Pleuronectidae. The record is from RefSeq and is a predicted model, not a curated record. Gene Ontology annotation, molecular function: chromatin binding; protein binding.